This is a messenger RNA of Asparagus officinalis (garden asparagus), 1969 nucleotides long. RefSeq lists its product as uncharacterized. Lineage: Eukaryota; Viridiplantae; Streptophyta; Magnoliopsida; Asparagales; Asparagaceae. The coding region runs from base 1 to 1494 and encodes 497 amino acids. The transcript has 6 exons. The record is from RefSeq and is a predicted model, not a curated record.
AUGGGGAAGUUCGAGAAUACGUCACCAGCAGCAGCAGCAGCAGCAGCCUCAGCAGAACCGCGCCUGAGGUGCGUCGCCGUGCUCCUCCUCAGCGGCGCCGUCGUGAUCUCCGCCCUCUUCUCUCUCCCCUUGUUUCGCACUCGACGGACCGGUUUCUUCUCCGAUGAUGCCGACGCCCUCGCCGCUGAUAUCAAAGCGGGCUUCAUUCUUGAACAGCCGUUUCCACUACUUGUUUCUAACAUCGGAAGGCUAGAGUAUGAUAUUUUGGGGGAAAUUGGAGUACCCAAUACGAAGGUUUCCAUCAUUUCCAUGCGUCCUUCAGAUUCAACAAAUUGGACAUAUGUGGACUUUGCUGUUCUUCCCAACCCCAAAACUGCAUCGAUAAGCUUACCAGCCUUGAGUGUGUUGAGGUCAUCUUUGGUGGAGCUUGUCCUUCAACAGUUAAAUCUAUCUCUGACACCAUCUAUAUUUGGGCAACCAUCCUCUUUUGAAGUUAUGAAGUUUCCUGGAGGCAUUACGGUGAUCCCUGCACAGUCAGCCUCUAUCUGGGAGAUAAUGCAGAUAUUGUUUAACUUCUCACUGAACAACUCCAUUGUUGAGAUUCAGAAAGACCUUGAGGAGUUGAAAUACCAGCUAAAAGUGGGGUUGAAUCUGAGAGCUUAUGAGAAUGUAUAUGUGCAGAUAACAAAUGUGAAUGGUUCGACAGUGGCACCUCCAGUUAUUGUACAAGCUUCAGUUUUGUCAGAUUUUGGUAGCCGUAGUCUUCUUCCUGAUCGUCUGAAACAAUUGGCACAGGUGAUCCAAGGGCCUCAUGCAGAAAAUCUCGGCCUUAAUCACUCUGUUUUCGGUAAAGUGAAAGAGGUUGUGUUAUCAUCAUAUCUGGAGCAUUCAAUAGAAUCCCCUACUCCAUCUCCAUCCCCCUCCCUGUCUCCAUCCCCCUCUCCAUCUCCAUCUCCUUCCAAAGGAAAUCCUUAUUCUGCACCUUCUUCGUACCCAACUAUUCCAUAUUCUCCGGUUCCAUCAGUUGGUCAUACUCAACCACCAUGUUUGUACUGCACAUUUGCUCCAAGGAAUCCACCUCCAUAUGCACCUGAACCUGAAAGUGGUCCAGAACCACCUCAAUCAUCUUCCCCUCGCUCAUCAACAGGUGAUCUUGCUCCGCCUCCUAGACGUGGCCCAUGUCUUUCUUCCUCAUUGCCACCUAGUUCUUUGAGUUUUCAUCCUCAAACAUCUCCUUCUAACUAUGCUCCAAUGCCAGCCCUUUCUCCCCAGCAUGAACCUCCAAUACCUACUAGUCCAAUGGCACUAGAAGCCUAUGGCCCCAGUUCACCCAAAAACAGGAGAAGCGCCAAAUAUCCAACAACACCAAUAUUGGCAUCAUCAAAUAUCUCUCCAUCAUCAAUAUCAGCUGGUGCGGGGUCCUUUUUUGUUGAAAAACGGUUGAUUGGAUUGUUAAUGAGCUUUUUGAUUCUCCCCCUGCUGCUAUCCUCUUAAUCCAUGUUUUAAUUCUCUGUCACUUCCAUUGCCAUUUUGUUGCGCUUACUGACGGCAGUUGUUGCAGGAGGUUACAUAUGGCUUGGCAAUUGAAAGGCAACUCCCAACAUAUUAAGCUUAUUGAUUAGGGUGCUGGAGCUUAUUACAUAGAGUACACCUGAGGCAUCUCUACAAGUGUAUAUAUAUAGAUAGAGAUGUUGGCAUACCUUCUUUCUCUUAUACAAAGUUCUCCCCCAAAGGGUUGGAGAACUCUUUUGAGUUGUAAGAUAACACUGUAUGUUCAUGCUGUAGAGUGCAAAUUUUAUUAGAACAUCCCACAUAGGACCAUAGCGUUCUGAGCCAUUCGUUGACCCCAUAUAUGGUUCAGAACAUCUCUCGCAUGAAAGAUGUUCUGAUAAGAUUUGUAUUCAUGCUUUAAUAUAGAUUUAACUGUUUCUGUUCUCAUUUUUAUUAUAGAGCGUGUCUUUACUGAAAA